GGGCCGGGCCGCCAUGGACAUCCUCAAGCGGGAGAUCAGCCGCAAGCGGCAGCUGCUGCAGGAGAAGGAGCUCGUGGGGGAAAAUAAAAAGUAUUUUAAGCGCAGCGAGUUAGCUAAGAAGGAAGAGGAGGCCUAUUUCCAGAGAUGUGGCUACAAGCCUGUAAAUGAGAAGCCACCUGGAGAGGUACAGCAGGAAGAGGAGGAGGAGAAACCACUGACUUCAUCAAAUCCAGUGCUGGAACUGGAAUUAGCAGAAGAAAAGUUACCAAUGACUCUUUCCAGACAGGAGGUUAUUAGGAGGCUGAGAGAGAGAGGUGAACCAGUGAGACUGUUCGGAGAAACGGAUUAUGAUGCAUUUCAACGUUUGAGGAAGAUAGAAAUUCUUGCACCCGAAGUUAACAAGGGAUUGAGGAAUGACCUGAAGGCUGCCUUGGAUAAGAUUGACCAGCAGUAUCUGAAUGAAAUUGUGGGUGGCCAGGAAGCAGGUGAAGAUGACUCACAGAACGACUUGAAAGUCCAUGAGGAGAAUACUACUAUUGAAGAACUGGAGGCUCUGGGAGAAUCCCUAGGACGGGGUGAUGAUCACUAUGACAUGGACAUCAUAACCAAGUUCCUGAAGUUCCUGCUUGGCGUUUGGGCCAAGGAGCUCAACGCCCGGGAGGACUACGUGAAGCGGGGCGUGCAGGGCAAGCUGAGCAGCGCCACGCAGAAGCAGACGGAGUCGUAUUUGAGGCCCCUCUUCAGAAAGCUUCGGAAAAGGACGCUUCCUGCAGACAUCAAAGAAUCAAUAACAGAUAUUAUUAAAUUCAUGUUGCAGAGAGAGUAUGUGAAGGCCAAYGAUGCCUAUCUUCAGAUGGCCAUCGGGAACGCUCCCUGGCCCAUCGGCGUCACCAUGGUGGGCAUCCACGCUCGCACAGGGCGCGAGAAGAUCUUCUCCAAGCACGUAGCCCACGUGCUCAACGACGAGACCCAGAGGAAAUACAUUCAGGGGCUGAAGAGGCUCAUGACCAUCUGCCAGAAGCACUUCCCCACGGACCCCUCCAAGUGUGUGGAGUACAACGCGCUGUGAGGCUCCUGCCCUCCGAGACCCAAGGACCCCCAAGAGCUUGUGCUUGAGCUCCAGCAGGAACUUAGGGGGGUUCUGCACAAAACCUGAAAGCAACAAACUUCUCUGCAGCUUCUUUUUUACAAGYCCCAUCUAUUUAUAUGUCUUUUAAAUACUUUACACUGAGCAGAUCCAAUAUGCAAUAGGGAUUUUUUUUUUUGAGGGGAGGGGAUUAAGCACUGGGGGACAGUGAUCACGAGCAUUGUUUUUAUUUCAUUUUCUUAUUUGGGGAACUCUACAAACUGGAAUGCGACCCAAUUUCCCCUCUCUUGGAGAUGCAGGUGAGACACAGCUCUGCAAGGAGUUUACGUGAAGGCUUUUGGCUGCUUUCCCAUUGGAAACCAAUGUGGGGAGGUGAUUAGAGGGAAGCAGUUGAAUCUGAAUCUUGGUUAUUUCUGUAAAUAUGAAGAGUUUAAUGGCUAAUCUUUCAUGUGGUAUUUAUCGAGGAGGGGAAAAAAAAAGUUUAUAUAUUUCUUAGUGGAAAAAAUAUAGCCAGUCUGGGUAAGAGGAGUUUUUGGUCUUGAAUACAUUUGAUUUCUUUUCUUGUAACUACACUUUUAAUAUAAACCUUCUGGGCUUGGGGCAAGUAACCCUAUGGCCCAUGAGGCUUUCAAAUCCCAUUUUUAUACAUCUGGAGAAAAUUUCACUUUGGUGGGCACUGCAGAGAAAAUAAUGAGGACCUCCCAUGACCAGGGGCAGUAUUUGAGAGCCACAAGUUCUUCCCCUUGUGUGUCCCCAUAGCGCCAGCAGCAGCGGUUGGUACUGAGCGAUCGGAGAAGGGACCAGUAUGGAGCACUUCCCAUUGUGGGGAAUAUCCAUCCAUGUGGUGUAUCCAUCCAUAUGGUCUGUCCCUACGAGCUAAUUUGCAGCUUCACUGUUUUGUCUGAGUCCUCAUCUUGGCUGCCGACGUGGGCGCAGGAGCUGCUGCCUUCCAAAGGACUCAUCCCACCUAAUGUGGUAGGUCGGGGUCUCCUGGAGACUCCCAGGAUCCCCACAUUGGCCAUGGGAAGUCUUCAGUCUGGAGCAUCUGACCCCAAAAGAAAAUGUCAAGAGCUUAAAAAGUUUAGAAGCAACAGAACUCCUCUGGAGAGGAGAUGGGACUGGAGCUUGGGAGAAAGGACUGGGAUUUGUGGGGAGAAAAUGGGCAGGUCUGGAGCAUUCGAAGGGUUUUGGUGACGGCACCGUCGGGUCUGUUUUUUGCCCUGUUUUUUGUCUGUCCUGCGUGCAGGAUUCCUUCAGAGGAAUUACCACAACAGGAACCGUGUCUAACUCGGCAGCUCUCUCCCUCUCCCACCCCUGAUGAUUUCUGAGCUGUUACUAAACCUUUAACCUGACGCCCAUAGAAGUCAUCGCUCCCCACAGGAGAGCUCCAGGAGCWCUACAGCUUCCCUGGCAAGCGCAGCAAGGAAGUGGCUGGCGCGUGUUUUAAGGAGCGUCCUCAYGUUUGCUUGAGUGACCACCGGAUCCCUUAGGGCAUUAAUGACAGUAUUAUGUAGGUUUUUCCGUCCCGCUUCCGYGCUGAGUGUGGAGGGAGCCUCAGCAGUCCCUGUUGGAAGGGGGGCUGCCUUUCAGCUUGGGUCGCUUUAGUGGAACCGGGUUUGGAGGCUGUGACUCGAGCAAGGUGUCUCCUCGCUGGCAGUGCCGGCAGGGCGGCCUGAAUCCUGGACUGGGAUAACUUUAUCCCCUUGCAAUUCCAGGAAUGGCGCCGCCUGGGGCCCUUGCAAUUCCUCAGCCGCCUGGGGAACGGAGCAGCCGCCGGCGCUUUCCCACGGCGUCGCUGCCGGAGGGUUCCAGCUGCGCCRCGUGCAGCGCUGGGCUGAGGCUCCACAGCCGGAUCCGCCCCGGAUCACCCGGCCAGGCUCUGCUCCYGCACUUAAUACCAGCAUUUAACAGCAAAUAAUGAAGCCCCGCGUGUAGGUCUGAGCUGGAGGGGSUGUGGGGCAGCCCUCGAAGUGUGGGGCAGCUGGUGGGGACGGAGCGUGUCAGCUUAAAUACUUGGGCUUCUCCCCGGGCCCUUCCCAGACGUCCGUUUCCGAUAACUCCUGCGUUGGCAGGAAACAGCCCGGGYGAGCGCCAAGCGCUGCAGCCCACGGGAUGGUCCCGCUCGCUGCAGCGGCGUCUCCAUGGCGGGAUUUGGGAUGUUCCUGCCCGUGCCUGUUGGAAACAGCCCCCUGGCAGCGUCGUCAUCUGCCCGGAGGGUCCCUGUAGAGACACCUGAUACCAGCACUGCUCUGCCCGCUCGUAGCUGCGUGCCUUCAGUUCUUCCCUUGCUGCUGUUUAUAUUGACRGAACGGCUCCUGUGGAUAGAUAUGAGUGAGAUUAAAUUAUUUUGGUUGCGAAACUCUGUUCCUGUUGUGCUGGAUGCCACACAACCUGCCCUGUAGCUCUAGCUGUGCCUGGAGAAUGGAUUUUGGGAAUAUAAGUGGUUUCUCUUUUCA
Nothoprocta perdicaria is the source of this 3543-nucleotide messenger RNA. It is a transcript of the gene PRPF18, whose product is annotated as pre-mRNA processing factor 18. The coding region runs from base 14 to 1069 and encodes 351 amino acids. The record is from RefSeq and is a predicted model, not a curated record. Gene Ontology annotation, cellular component: U2-type post-spliceosomal complex; U5 snRNP; U4/U6 x U5 tri-snRNP complex. The transcript has 11 exons. Gene Ontology annotation, biological process: RNA splicing; generation of catalytic spliceosome for second transesterification step. NCBI's taxonomy places the organism in Eukaryota, Metazoa, Chordata, Aves, Tinamiformes, Tinamidae.